This is a messenger RNA of Drosophila grimshawi, 651 nucleotides long. RefSeq lists its product as uncharacterized. The record is from RefSeq and is a predicted model, not a curated record. The transcript has 3 exons. Bases 113 to 484 code for a protein of 123 amino acids. Lineage: Eukaryota; Metazoa; Arthropoda; Insecta; Diptera; Drosophilidae.
GCAUUAAAUGUCAAUAUGAUUAACUGAUAUGCCCGCUUCCAGAGAACUUCAUUAGUCGACAGAAAAAAGCGGCGCAGUCAAGGCACAAAAAAAGGAAAUAAUAAUAAAUAAAAUGGCCCCAUCUAAAUCUUUUUGCGCAGAGUCAAAAAAAGAUGUCGAUCCGAAUAAUAAUGAAAAUGAUAGCUUGAAGAAGACUAGCAAACUUAAAUUUGAGCUACCCGCGAACUAUAAAUACGAGGUGCAAGAAUGCAUCUGCUUUCGCCCCAAGGCAGCAUUCGAAUGCAGGCGUUGCAAUCAUUACAUCUGUGGACGCAUCUGUGAAGUCUGCCAACAGCAUCCAAUGGUUACCUUUCUGAUGGACUUUCACUGUUGUCCUUGUUGCUCGGCGCCCACAACGGACAUCAAAUUAUCCCAGUUGAGUCUGGAAGAAAUUCACAAAAUAGAAGAUGGCAUUUUGCCGGGCGAUAACGAUGAUUUCAACUGAUUUUGAUAGUCAGCAGUGAAUUAUUUGCAUAUCAGAUGUACUAGUCACAUUGCAUAAAUCGCAAUAUUCUCUGGCAAUAAGUUAUCCGAUUUGAGUCUGGAAGAGAUUCACAAAAUGUAAGAUGUCAUUUCGAUAGUUAGCAUUUAAUAAAUUACAUAUCGCAUGUA